UUGGUUAGGUGUUUGUUAUGAUGUAGUUAACCCUGAAAAACUCCGAAGUGUCUGAAACAUAUUUCUCAAUAUUUUCUGCUCAAAAUGGAGCUACAAAUUAAAUGCCGACUAUGUGCUUCCGACAGUUUUAACGGUGUUCCUAUAUUUAGUGACAACAAUCUGAUCAAUGAUCUCAGUUCCUUCAUCAACCAACAUCUACCCCUCAAGGUUGAAAAAGAUGGAGUUUUUUCAAACAUUAUUUGUCAAAGUUGUAACCUCCAGCUUCAUGCCACCAUUGAUUUUUUUGACAAAAUUCGCCAAGGUCAGGAUAGACUGCAAACCUUGCUGCAACUGGUGGGAACAGACAUGAAAAAUGACCUUGCACAGAUGGAUGGCGUCAUAAGCCAACUCUCAGAUGACAACCUUCAAAUGGUGUAUUCCAGUGAUCUCUAUCCUGAGAUAGAAAUGAAUCAUUCCAGGAUGUCUUUCACAUGCCCCCCCAAUCUGAAUGAUGAAUUCCAAGCAACAGAGGCACCCAAAAGACGAGGAAGACCGCGAAAUAAAAAGUCCAUAAAGGAAGAUUUUGACUUGCUAAAUGACGUUAAAAAGGAAGAUUUUGACUUGCUAAAUGUUCCUUCCAAUGAUGCGGUUGAUUCAGACUCUCCUGCUUUUCCUCGUGUUAAAAGAAAACGACAAUUACCUUUGAGGUACCAGGGUGCAGUGCAAGAUAAAGAACUUGAUCGAAUGAUUAAUGGUGAACCAGUCGCAAGUCAAAUAGACCAAUUAAAUGGAGAUUCAUGCUCAAAUGAUGAUAUAUCAAGACCAGAUGAAGAUCUGUCGCCAGACACAAAAGACACAAAACCUACCGACAUCACUGUGAAUCCAUUGAAAAAAGGAAGGAAGUACAACUCGAAAAAGCAGAAACAAGUAUUUGUUUGUGAUAUUUGUGGAUUAGGUUUCCUAUUAAAAUGCUACUUCACCGAUCACAGAGCAACUCAUGAAGGAAGUGUAAUAGAAUGCAAAACAUGUACAGACACUUUCUUGAAGGAAGAAUCGUACAAAGCUCACUGUAUAUUGAAUCCUCAGUGCACAGUCAAGGAUUGUAAAGAUGAACUUGGUCUCAAUGAAAAUGAAAUAAUAAAUAAUUCUCAGCCAAUCGAUUUUAAAAAGCAAGAUUUUCCUUGUGACUUAUGUGAUAAAAUUUUCUCACACGAGCCGUCUCUUGCUUUGCAUAAGAAAGCUGUUCAUGAAGACUUGAAGCCAUUUGUGUGCAGCGUCUGCAACAAGAGUUUUAACUCUGUGUUCAGCCUAAAAACUCAUUUAAUCCAUUUGCAUAAGAAAAAAACUCAGAAAGGAUAUCCUUGUGAAAUUUGUGGAAAAUUAUUUAAUCAUCCUAGUUCAGUAAUAUAUCAUAGGAAAGCAGAACACACGGUUUUACAAUUCAACUGUGACAAAUGUGAUCGUAGUUUCAAACAUAAACAAUUGCUCAUGCGACAUCAGUUAGUCCACAGUGAUGUCAGGCCGUUUGCUUGUAAAUCUUGUGGGGCUGCGUUCAAAACGAAACCAAAUCUUAUGAAUCAUCAAUCAGUUCACUCAGGAGAAAAGAAACACAUUUGUGAGUUAUGUGGUCAGCAGUUUGCCCAUAAAACAAGUUUGAAACUCCAUUAUCGGUGGCACGCAGGUCAAAAACCUUUCAAAUGUGAGACUUGUGGAAAGUCAUUUUCUCAAAAAGGCAAUUUACAAGAACACAAUCGUAUCCACACAGGUGAAAAGCCAUUCGCAUGUGUAUAUUGUGACAGGAAAUUUACAACGUCAUCACAAUACAAACUUCAUGUGAAAAGACAUGUGGGUGAGCGUCCAUGGCAAUGUGAUAUUUGUCCGAAAACUUUCCUGCACCGUGAUACGUGGAAGUGUCAUAUCCGAAGACAUCGUGGAGAGAAACCUUUUGCUUGCACCUACUGCAGCCGGGAAUUUUCUGAACAAUGGGCCCUCAAGAAACAUCUCAGGCUUCACACCGGAGAAAAACCGUAUUCUUGCGAAAUCUGUCAUAAAUCUUUUUCGGACUGUUCAAAUCUGACAAAACACAAAAAGGUACAUGAUAAACUUCCUCGGAAUGCAAAGAAGGAGGAGAAAAUUGAUCUCUCAGUCUGGAAAUUAAUUAAAAGUCAUAUUGAACAAGGAGGAGAUAAAUCUUUGAUUCUCUCCGAUGACAAAGGAGAUGGUGUGGAGCAAAUUAUUUAUGUGACUUACGAUGACUCCAAUGCGGCAGCAGCAACAUCAUCAUCAAAGGUUUCCAACAAUGGCAAUGUUUUAAUGCCCGAUAAUUUGGAAGAUGAAAUUCUCUUAGAUGCGGGAUUGGCCAAAUCUCUUCAAAUGACAGAUGAGUUGGGUAAUCCAGUGCACUUUGCCAUGUUGGAUGGAGGAGAGUUACAACUUACAAGUGGAGCGGAUGGGCAAGCUCUACAGGUGGUGACGCAAGAUGGUCAUACCAUACCAGUACAAAUAACCAAUAUUGAUGAGCAGUCAUCUGAGCCGUCCAGACUUACGCUUCAGCUCACCUCUCAGAUACCAACAAGUUUGCCAAACUUGGAUGUGACUCCUCCUAAAGCACCAGUGAAAACAAAACGCACGAAAGCUAGUCAAAACUCAACUUCAGACCAAAGCCCUUUGUUGAACCAACCAUUGCGUAGCAAUAUUUUGAAGAAACCACAAUUGGAUCCUAUAACGGAAGAUAAUUCCAAGUCAUUACUCACAUCAAAUGACGUGGAAACAUCGUCCUCUCUUUUGUUGAGGGACCCGCCUGCGCCACUUUUACCAUCAUCACCUUCAAGUAGCCAGAAAACAUCAACAGCCUCGCUCUUGCAAAAUUUGAACCGCAAUAUAUCUUCUUCGGCAGAUUAUUUUUCGAAACAAUCUGAUGUCACUCCCUUUGUUUCUGAUUCUUCUGAGAGUAUUCUGCUUACCCACACGGACGGCUCCACCUCACUUCUCCAAACUUCGGCGCUAACCGAUAAAGGUCCUAAUGAUGGAGUUUUAACAAUAGAUGAAACUGAUCCCUCUCAAUCAAUUGAAUUUAUGGUGGAUGGUCAAAAACUUCGGCUGCUCACCUCAUCUCUACACAAUGCUGGAAUGCAAAUCCCUGUAGAGUUUUUAAACAUGAACUAAUGGAUCUUUUGGAAACCUUUCAAACAUCGGCUCAGAAUCACCUUAUUCACUUCUCAUUUUUUUUUUUUUUUUUUUUUU
Messenger RNA from Bemisia tabaci, 3222 nucleotides. RefSeq lists its product as uncharacterized. The record is from RefSeq and is a predicted model, not a curated record. Gene Ontology annotation, molecular function: zinc ion binding. NCBI's taxonomy places the organism in Eukaryota, Metazoa, Arthropoda, Insecta, Hemiptera, Aleyrodidae. Gene Ontology annotation, cellular component: nucleus.